Molecule: messenger RNA, 2679 nt
Organism: Aspergillus nomiae NRRL 13137
Lineage: Eukaryota; Fungi; Ascomycota; Eurotiomycetes; Eurotiales; Aspergillaceae
Product: chitin synthase C
Exons: 8
Cellular component (GO): cell periphery; cell septum
Molecular function (GO): chitin synthase activity
Source: RefSeq, a predicted model, not a curated record
AUGGAGAACCAGUUUGAGAGAUCAGAUCAAUUGGUGUAUUCCCAAGACUCUACGGAGAAUAGUCCGCCACUGAGGAAAGGUCGUUCGCCUAAUGAAAGAUAUGAUCGUGAAGACCGACUAUAUCAUGGAGAACACGCAGAGUCUUUGCUCCAUUCGGUUCCUUUGGGCCCUCCUUAUCCGGCCUACGAACCUGAAUCACAACCCUUCGGCCAUGGGACUCCCGAACAGCUCACUCUACGAAGCCCUAGUACGAAGACGCAAUCAACUUAUUCACGAACUCAGUCAGUAAGCAGAGAUCCGUUUGCUUCAUAUCCAACCGUCGCAUACUCAGACGAUGCUUCAACACCGGACUCGUGGCGACAGCGACAAACUCCAGCGCCCAGUGCGCUUCGUCGAUACCCUACCCGAAGAAUUAACCUGGUCCAAGGUAGCGUCCUGAGCGUAGAUUAUCCCGUGCCCAGCGCUAUUCGGAACGCUAUCCAGCCAAAAUACCGCGAUGCUGGGGAAGGCUUCGCUGAAGAGUUUACACACCUUCGAUAUACAGCAGCCACCUGCGACCCUGACGAGUUCACCCUACGCAAUGGUUACAACCUACGGCCUUCCAUGUACAACAGGUCUACUGAAUUGCUCAUCGCCAUUACCUAUUAUAACGAGGAUAAGGUGCUCACGGCACGGACCCUGCACGGCGUGAUGCAAAAUGUUCGGGAAAUCGUCAAUCUCAGGAAAACAGAAUUCUGGAAUAAAGGAGGACCAGCCUGGCAGAAGAUUGUUGUUUGUCUCGUCUUCGACGGCAUUGACCCUUGCGAUAAGAACACGCUUGAUGUCCUGGCCACCGUGGGCGUCUACCAGGACGGAAUCAUGAAACACGAUGUAGAUGGUAGGGAGACUGUUGCUCACAUUUUUGAAUACACAACCCAACUAUCGAUCACGCCUGCGCAACAGUUGGUUCGCCCUCAUGGCGACGAGCCCACCAAUUUGCCACCGGUUCAGACGAUAUUUUGCCUGAAGCAGAAAAAUAGCAAAAAGAUCAACUCCCACCGAUGGCUAUUCAAUGCGUUUGGCCGACUGCUAAACCCUGAGGUCGUCAUCUUGAUUGACGCCGGCACCAAGCCGGGGCAUAAAUCUCUCCUUGCCCUUUGGGAAGCAUUUUAUAAUAAGAAGAACCUCGGAGGAGCGUGUGGUGAGAUCCAUGCGCUGCUCGGCCCACGCUGGGAGAAGCUUGUGAAUCCUCUAGUGGCUGCGCAGAACUUUGAAUAUAAGAUCUCUAAUAUCCUAGACAAGCCUUUGGAAAGCGCCUUUGGCUAUGUUAGUGUUCUCCCCGGCGCAUUCUCUGCUUACCGAUACCGAGCUAUCAUGGGUCGACCUUUAGAGCAGUACUUCCAUGGGGAUCAUACGUUGUCUUCGAAGCUAGGCAAGAAAGGUAUUGAAGGAAUGAAUAUAUUCAAGAAGAAUAUGUUCCUGGCUGAGGAUCGUAUUCUGUGUUUUGAGCUCGUCGCGAAGGCGGGCUCUCGAUGGACGCUGACAUAUGUGAAAGCUUCAAAGGGGGAAACCGACGUGCCAGAAGGCGCCGCUGAAUUUCUCAGUCAAAGACGCCGCUGGCUCAACGGCUCAUUCGCGGCAAGUUUAUAUUCAAUCAUGCAUUUCAAUCGCAUCUAUAAGAGUGGCCACAACCUGAUUCGCCUCGUUGCUUUUCACGUCCAGCUACUUUACAACAUCUGCCAGCUUAUCAUGACGUGGUUCUCCCUCGCAUCCUACUGGCUGACCAAUUCUGUGAUUAUGGAUAUCGUAGGAACACCAAGCGCAACUAACAAAAACAAGGGCUGGCCAUUCGGCAAUGACGCGACUCCUGUCGUCAACAACAUCGUCAAGAUCACUUAUCUUGCCUUCCUCAUGCUCCAGUACAUCCUUGCUCUUGGCAAUCGACCGAAGGGAUCGAAAACCUCAUAUACACUAUCCUUCAUCUACUUCUCCGUCGUCCAACUCUACAUUCUGGUUUUAUCAUUUUAUCUUGUAGCGCAGGCAUUCAGCGGUGGGAAUAUAGACCUCAAAUUGGACGAUGGGGUUGGGGGUUUCAUCGGAUCUUUCUUCACCUCCACCAGCGGACUCGUGUUGAUCGCAUUAGUGUCGACCUACGGGAUCUACUUCAUAUCCAGCAUUCUAUACCUCGACCCAUGGCACAUGCUCACAUCCUCAUGGGCUUAUUUUCUCGGGAUGCCCUCCUCGAUCAACGUCCUGAUGGUCUACGCCUUCUGCAACUGGCACGACGUCUCAUGGGGCACCAAGGGAUCCGACCAAGCAGGCUCACUCCCAUCCGCCCAGACGAAAAAGGCCGACGCAAAGACAAACUUCGUCGAAGAGCUGGACAAACCGCAAGCAGACAUCGACACUCAGUUUGAGUUCACAGUCCGACGAGCUCUUUCCCCGUGGCAGCCCCCCGAGGAGAAGGAGGACGGCAACUUGGAUGAUUCGUAUAAACGCUUUCGGACCAAUCUCGUGUUACUAUGGGUCUUGAGUAACGCGCUCUUGGCCCUCUGUAUCAAUAACGAGGGGAUCAGGAAUCUCUGUUUGACGACUUCUUCAACGGAUCGUACGGCCUGGUAUUUUAAGAUCAUCCUCUGGCUUACCUCCGCGUUGUCGGUUUUCCGGUUUAUGGGCGCUCUGUGGUUCUUGGGCAAGACG